AUGGAGCUGGAGGAGCAAAAAGAAGAAGGGAGGGAUGAGAAGAUGAGAGUCCUGUUCCUGGUGAAUAACAGGGAGGUCUUGGAAUGGGCGCGGGACCAUUCUUUUGCAUACUCACCCUCUCCUCACUCACCUCCUGACCCUGUGCCAACUUUGGCUUUAACAGGGACCCAGACCCGCUUCAGCCAGGAGCCAGCCGAUCAGACCGUGGUGGCCGGACAGCGGGCCGUGCUCCCCUGCGUGCUGCUCAACUAUUCGGGGAUCGUGCAGUGGACCAAGGAUGGUCUGGCACUGGGCAUGGGGCAGGGCCUCAAAGCCUGGCCACGGUACCGCGUCGUGGGCUCUGCAGAGGCCGGGCAGUACAACCUGGAGAUCACAGACGCCGAGCUCUCUGAUGAUGCCUCUUACGAGUGCCAGGCCACGGAGGCCGCCCUGCGCUCCCGGCGAGCAAAACUCACCGUGCUCAUCCCCCCAGAGGACACCAGGAUUGAUGGCGGUCCUGUGAUCCUGCUGCAGGCGGGUACCCCCCACAACCUCACGUGCCGCGCCUUCAACGCCAAGCCUGCCGCCACCAUCAUCUGGUUCCGGGACGGGACACAGCAGGAGGGUGCUGUAGCCAGCACGGAACUGCUGAAGGAUGGGAAGAGGGAGACCACCGUUAGCCAGCUGCUCAUCAACCCUACAGACCUGGACAUUGGGCGUGUCUUCACCUGCCGCAGCGUGAACGAGGCCAUCCCCAGUGGCAAGGAGACGUCCAUUGAGCUCGACGUGCACCACCCUCCUACGGUGACUCUGUCUAUUGAGCCCCAGACGGUGCAGGAGGGCGAGCGCGUCAUCUUUACGUGUCAGGCCACGGCCAACCCAGAGAUCCUGGGCUAUAGGUGGGCCAAGGGGGGCUUCCUGAUUGAAGAUGCCCAUGAGAGUCGCUAUGAAACUAAUGUCGAUUAUUCCUUCUUCACGGAGCCCGUGUCCUGUGAGGUUCACAACAAAGUGGGGAGCACCAAUGUCAGCACUCUAGUCAAUGUCCACUUUGCCCCUCGGAUUGUAGUUGACCCUAAACCCACGACCACAGAUAUUGGCUCUGAUGUGACCCUCACCUGUGUCUGGGUUGGGAAUCCCCCCCUCACCCUCACCUGGACCAAAAAGGACUCAAACAUGGUCCUGAGUAACAGCAACCAGCUGCUGCUGAAGUCGGUGACCCAGGCCGAUGCCGGCACCUAUACCUGCCGGGCCAUUGUGCCUCGAAUCGGAGUGGCCGAGCGGGAGGUGCCACUUUACGUGAAUGGGCCCCCCAUCAUCUCCAGCGAGGCCGUGCAGUACGCCGUCAGGGGCGACGGCGGCAAGGUGGAGUGUUUCAUCGGGAGUACGCCACCACCAGACCGCAUUGCCUGGGCAUGGAAGGAGAACUUCCUGGAGGUGGGGACCCUGGAACGCUACACGGUGGAGAGGACCAACUCGGGCAGUGGGGUCCUGUCCACGCUCACCAUCAACAACGUCAUGGAGGCCGACUUUCAGACCCACUACAACUGCACUGCCUGGAACAGCUUCGGCCCGGGAACAGCCAUCAUCCAGCUGGAAGAGCGAGAGGUGUUACCCGUGGGCAUCAUUGCCGGGGCCACCAUCGGUGCAGGCAUCCUGCUCAUCUUCUUCUUCAUCGCCUUGGUGUUCUUUCUCUACCGGCGCCGCAAAGGCAGUCGCAAAGACGUGACCCUGAGGAAGCUGGACAUCAAAGUGGAGACCGUGAACCGGGAGCCACUCACGAUGCAUUCUGACCGGGAGGACGAUACUGCCAGCGUCUCCACGGCGACCCGUGUCAUGAAGGCCAUCUACUCGUCCUUCAAGGAUGACGUGGACCUAAAGCAGGAUCUGCGCUGUGACACCAUCGACACCCGGGAGGAGUAUGAGAUGAAGGACCCCACCAAUGGCUACUACAAUGUGCGUGCCCACGAAGACCGCCCGUCUUCCAGGGCAGUGCUCUAUGCGGACUACCGUGCCCCCGGCCCUGCCCGCUUCGACGGCCGCCCCUCCUCCCGCCUCUCCCACUCCAGCGGCUACGCCCAGCUCAACACCUACAGCCGGGCCCCGGCCCCCGACUACGGCCCUGAGCCCACGCCCCCUGGUCCUGCUGCCCCCGCUGGCAACGACACCGCCAGCCAGCUGUCCUACGAGAACUAUGAGAAGUUCAAUUCCCAUCCCUUCCCCGGGGCAGCGGGGUACCCCACCUACCGGCUGGGCUACCCCCAGGCCCCACCGUCCGGCCUGGAGCGGACCCCAUACGAGGCAUACGACCCCAUCGGCAAGUACGCCACCGCCACGCGAUUCUCCUACACCUCCCAGCACUCGGACUACGGCCAGAGAUUCCAGCAGCGCAUGCAGACGCAUGUGUAG
Molecule: messenger RNA, 2385 nt
Organism: Budorcas taxicolor (takin)
Lineage: Eukaryota; Metazoa; Chordata; Mammalia; Artiodactyla; Bovidae
Gene: KIRREL1
Product: kirre like nephrin family adhesion molecule 1
Exons: 15
Coding region: 1-2385 (794 amino acids)
Biological process (GO): cell-cell adhesion
Cellular component (GO): cell-cell junction
Molecular function (GO): cell adhesion molecule binding
Source: RefSeq, a predicted model, not a curated record